Molecule: messenger RNA, 2369 nt
Organism: Dufourea novaeangliae
Lineage: Eukaryota; Metazoa; Arthropoda; Insecta; Hymenoptera; Halictidae
Gene: ttk
Product: protein tramtrack, alpha isoform
Exons: 4
Coding region: 165-1916 (583 amino acids)
Biological process (GO): regulation of transcription by RNA polymerase II
Cellular component (GO): nucleus
Molecular function (GO): protein binding
Source: RefSeq, a predicted model, not a curated record
GAAGGAUAUGAUAAGCUGUGGCCGAUGAAGAAGAGAGCACGAGCACGAGCACGAGUAAGAGCAGGAGCACGAGCAAGAGCAAGCGGGUUCGUCGAAGAAGGCGAAAAGAAGCGACGACGAGGCGGCGGGCAGCAAUACCAAUAAAAAGAUCAACACUAGAUCUGAUGUUAGCGGACAUUAACGGUAACUUGGCGGAUCUGAGAAGCGAAGCGAUGGCGUCGUCGCAGAGGUUUUGCCUGCGCUGGAAUAAUCAUCAAAGUAAUCUACUCUCCGUUUUCGACCAACUGCUCCAUGACGAGUCGUUCGUCGAUGUUACGUUGGCCGUCGAGGGUCAGCUACUCAGGGCACACAAAAUGGUGCUGUCGGCGUGUAGUCCGUACUUUCAGGCCCUUUUCGUCGGCCACCCCGACAAGCACCCGAUAGUCAUUCUCAAGGAUGUCCCGUACGUGGAUAUGCGCAGCCUUCUGGACUUCAUGUACCGCGGGGAGGUCAGCGUCGACCAGGACAGGCUAACCGCUUUCCUGAGAGUCGCUGAGUCCCUCAGGAUAAAGGGCCUGACCGAGGUGAACGAGGACAAGUGUGACUUGCCCAGUAUCACCUCGUCGUUGCUUGGCAAUCAAAACAUAGUACCUCCGCCACCACCGAGUCUACAUAGAAUAAACCAAAUCGGGCCUCAUCACCACGUCUCACAGAAGAGGAUGCACCACAUGUCCAGCCAUCCUCUCCUCGGCUCGGCGUUGUCCGCGCCGAAGAGGAAACGUGGCAGACCGAGGAAGCUAAGCGGAUCGUCCGACACACCGAUUGGCGAGAUCACCGGCCAGGAGCUACAGUCUUGCUCGGGGGCCGAUCUCGUCCAGGGCUCGCCGGAGAUGAUGGAGAUGAAGAUGAGUAUCGACUUUCAGAGCGAGGGUAGCGGUAACAGUGGGAGAAGCGGGAACGGGAAUGGUAACGGGUCGGCGGGUAACAACAACGCGAGCAGCAAUAACGUCGGGAACUCGGCGACGAGCAACACGGCCGCAUCCUCUUUGUCGUCGACGAGAAAGGACGAGCCAACGGAGAACGGUACUGACACGCCCGAGUCGCUGACGCCUCGUGUGAAACGGGAACCUGAACCAACGCCUAGCACAUCUGCCCAAGCCUCCGACGAGACGUUCGCGCGGCCGCACAGUAGACAAGGGAGCGAAGGUUUCAAGCAAGAGUAUGCAUCGGGGAACGCGAAAUGGGACGGCGAGACCUGGAAAGAGAAGUCACGGAAUCUCGGUUCAGGCUCCUCGGGGAAUCAGUCGACCACGGAGACAUCGAGCACGCGAUCGAGCACAACGACAUCGUCGAGCACGACCACGAGCUCAUCCUCGACUUCCACCACCGCGUCGAACUCCGGGACGACCACGACCACCUCGACGAGAAGUUCAUUCGCGUCCGCAGCAACCGGAAGGAACAAUGCCGCCGCGGCGCAGAACAGCGGCGGCAGCAACAGCCCGUCACCGACGACGAACACGUCGACCAGCGGUGGAGGGCACCAGAUCGGCACGAUGUCUGCGCCACCUGGUCGCCAGGUGCCCAAAAGACGCAUGAGACGACGCGCGACCUCGCACUCCCAGGAUCCCGCCGAGCAGCUGACCGAGAUGUCGGUCCGCGGGCUGAAUCUCUUUCGUUACGCCUCGAUCUCCGAGGGCGUGUACCAGUGUACCGAGUGCGCGAAACUCGACAUCCAGAAGACGUUCAAGAACAAGUACAGCUUCCAGCGACACGCGUUCCUCUACCACGAGGGCCAUCAGAGAAAAGUAUUCCCGUGUCCGGUGUGCGGCAAAGAAUUCUCGAGGCCGGACAAGAUGAAGAAUCACAUGAAGACGGUCCACGACUGCUUCAUGCCCAAGGACUGCGUGGUCCCGUUCGGAUUUUUUCUCUCGCCUUAGCGGGCGGUGCGAGGGCGAGGUGGGGCGGCGAUCGGUCCGGCACGAAGAACGUCCGCCGCCGCAGGGGAUGACGACCAAGACGCGCGUACGGAAACUACUGCUGUGACCGGCGGCGUUCAGCGGAACGCUAGGGGCACAGCCCCGAAAACGAUACGGCGGCACUCCUCGGCCCCCAGGAUCCUGUCCGCGUUCAGGCGGGGCCGGGUUUGAGAGAGACAGCAGUCCGUUUUCGUUCCGUUGUUCCGGAUUGAUUGGCGGGGUUCUGUGAUUGGUGUGUCCAGAGUUUGAUCUACCUAGUUAUACCCGAGUAUUCAGUCGGUAGAGACGUAGCAAAGUGAGGGACUUAAUUUCUUGGAGAAAAGUCUGUAUAGUUGUUGGAUACUGGGGUGCAGAAAUGGUAGUAUAUCUGGAAAGAGAUUUCAUAUAUUUUUUGGGCACAGACAUAAUUGACUA